AUGGCGACUACACCAUUGAGUAUUUUGAUAUUUGGGGCCACCGGCAAUAUUGGCCAGUUCAUCACCAAUAACAUCGUCCAAGCCAAACCCAACGGUGCCAAAAUCACCAUCUUCACUUCUGCAAACACGGCCACUGCCAAGUCGGCUCUUCUUCAAGGCUGGAAAGAAUCCGGCGUAUCCGUGAUAGUAGGAGAUAUCACAAACACUUCUGACAUCAAGAAUGCCUACCAUGGCAUCGACACCGUCGUCAGCUGCGUCGGACGUGCAGUUCUUGACCAACAACAGGAGCUAAUUAGGCUGGCGGAGGAGUCUGAUACUGUCCAGUGGUUCUUCCCAUCCGAGUAUGGUACAGAUAUUGAGCAUAAUGCCAAAAGUCCAACGGAGAAGCCGCAUCAAAAGAAGUUGGCCAUCCGCAAAUACAUCCGGGAGCAGACAAAGCGGCUGAAGGUGACGUACGUGGUGGUUGGUCCGUACUUUGAGAUGUGGGUGGACGGCGGCAACUUGGGCGACCAGAUCGGCGGCUUCAAUGUCAAGACGGGUGAGGCUGCUGUAGUUGACGAUGGUGAAGGCAAGAUUGCGUUUACAACCAUGAAUGACACUGGAAAGGCGGUGGUGGCAGCUCUUCGUCACCCAGAGGCCUCGUACAACAAGGCGUUGAAGAUAGCAUCGUUUGUCGUAACCCCCAAUCAAGUUCUGGCGGAAUUGGAAAAGCAGCUUGGGAAGAAGUUUGAAGUAAAGUCUAUACCUCUCCAGAAUCUGGAGAAGUCAGAGGCCGAGCUGUGGCAAUCAGGGAACCCGAUUGCUACAAUCGCUACACUGCGCAGAAUAUGGGCUACUGGAGGCACGUUGUACGAGAAGUGGGAUAAUGCAACUCUGGGACUAGGUGAGACAAACAUGGAUUCUCUACAAGUAGCCGUCAAGGCGUAUCUUGAGACAAGCGGUUAUGCCCGCGAUGCCAAAGACAAGAAGCUAUAG
Messenger RNA from Pochonia chlamydosporia 170, 975 nucleotides. RefSeq names its product isoflavone reductase family protein. Bases 1 to 975 code for a protein of 324 amino acids. NCBI's taxonomy places the organism in Eukaryota, Fungi, Ascomycota, Sordariomycetes, Hypocreales, Clavicipitaceae. The transcript is spliced from 2 exons. Gene Ontology annotation, molecular function: oxidoreductase activity. The record is from RefSeq and is a predicted model, not a curated record.